AAAUGGCUAACAUUAAAAUAUCACAACUUUGAGGUAUUGUGAAAGAGAUUUAUCUACUAGACUGCAGAAAAGAGUUUUGAUUAACAAUAAUGGACCAAGUACCAGAUACGGCCCAGCAUGUUAUCGAGUGUGACACAGAAUCCUGUGGGAAAUUUUCUGAGUUCUACUGCAAUACCUGUCAUCAGCGAAUCUGUGAUCAAUGCAAACAGCGCCACCUAGAGCAGAACAAAGGACAUGAGAUAGUCCGCUAUCAUAAGAGAAAAAGAAAACUUCCUUCAGAAAAAUGCAUGAUCCACCCCACACAAGAUAUAGACAUUUUUUGUAAGGUUUGCGAAGAUCCUCUUUGUUCUACAUGUUUUGCCCUGUUUCACAGUGAUCAUGAUAAAAGUGACCUUGAAACCAUCUACAACGACAUUCUACAGCAAUGUCAGAAGGAAAUAGCGGAGAUCUGGAAAACAGUCAUUCCUAAAGCUAAAAAUAAUCUUGAAUCAAAGCGAGAUAAUGUCACGAAAGAAAUUGCCAAGAUAAGAGUUUCCAUGAAGAAGAGAGCAGAUGAAGUGAAGAAGGUGGUUGACAGUAUAUUAACUGAUAAUAAUAAAAAACUGGAUGAGAUCGAAAACUCUAUACUUGAUGAAAUAUUGGAACAUCAAAGGGAAACAGAGGGCUACAUAAAUUACCUAGAAAAAAUGAUUGCAGACUAUGAGAGUAAAAUGUCUUCCAUAAAACACACUGAACUUAUGAAGUUCAAUUUAGACAUUUCAUUGUCUACGCUAAAGAUGCCUAGCAAAUCUGAACCCAAAUUGCCAAUUUUCACAUUAGGUACACUAAAUAAAGAAGAAAUAGCCAAACAGCUUGGUAAAAUUGAACUUGAAAUAUUUAAGCUUUCUUCUAUAACAAAAGUAAGUGAAAAAACUAUCCAGAGAGAUGGAACUUCUCAUUUGUCUCUCUCAUCUCCAAACAAAUUUUGGGCCAGCGAUGGUUUUAGAAAUCUCAUUCAGUAUGAUAUGGAAGGAAAAAUCCUACACAAAGAUCCACCAGUAUUUGGAACCUACGAGGUAUAA
Saccostrea cuccullata (small rock oyster) is the source of this 1061-nucleotide messenger RNA. RefSeq names its product E3 ubiquitin-protein ligase TRIM45-like. NCBI's taxonomy places the organism in Eukaryota, Metazoa, Mollusca, Bivalvia, Ostreida, Ostreidae. Gene Ontology annotation, molecular function: zinc ion binding. The transcript has 2 exons. The record is from RefSeq and is a predicted model, not a curated record. The coding region runs from base 90 to 1061 and encodes 323 amino acids.